AUGGACGUGGGGUACUUUCCCCUCGCCUUCCCGCCGGGGCUGUGCCGCGGGGCCCCGGAGUCACCCUUUACCCGGCGGACGGAAGCCACCUUCCUGGCGUUGGGCACCGCAGCCAGCGCCGCAUCAGCCCCGCCGCCCGCUGCUUGCGCAGGGGCAGCGGGGUACAUGGCCGCCCCCCCUGCAGCGCCGGGCUCCAGCUACCGGCCGUCCCGCGGAGCCGGGCCGCCGGGAUACGCCACAUCCAUCUUCCCCAGGAGCAGCAGCCCGCCGACGCCUCCAGAGCCCGGCCCCUCCUGCCCCGGCGCUGCCCCCGCGCCCGGCUCCCUGGCUCCCGUGGCGGCCCCGGCGGCGCCCCGCACCUUCGAGUGGAUGCGAGCGAAGCGGAGCGCGCCCGGGAGAAGCGGCGCGGCGCCGUGCAGAGGGGACCCUCCCGCCUGCCCCGUACGCACCAGCUUCAGCACCAGGCAGCUCACGGAGCUGGAGAAAGAGUUUCACUUCAGCCGGUACCUGUCGCGGGCUCGCCGUCUCGAGGUGGCCCGCUCGCUGCGCCUCCGCGACGCCCAGGUGAAGGUCUGGUUCCAGAACCGCCGCAUGAAGCAGAAGAAGCGGGAGCGGGAGGCGCUGGCAGCCCCCACCACCGCGCCCGCAGAUGCCCUGGGCGGCCCGGCCUUUAUUUAUGAGGAUUCAGGGAAAGGUGCCAGCCCGGAAAGCUGCUGCUCAAAUUCUGCUCGAGGGAGCGGGCUGGCGCAGCCUGGAGCUAACGGGGACUGCCGCUCCACCGGCUGCCCUGGGUUCGGCGGCUGCCCAAGCAACCGGCCUCUUCCCCGUUUUGCAUUUAAGGAGAGAUCCGCAGACUAG
Molecule: messenger RNA, 858 nt
Organism: Melopsittacus undulatus (budgerigar)
Lineage: Eukaryota; Metazoa; Chordata; Aves; Psittaciformes; Psittaculidae
Gene: HOXD1
Product: homeobox D1
Exons: 3
Coding region: 1-858 (285 amino acids)
Biological process (GO): regulation of transcription by RNA polymerase II
Cellular component (GO): nucleus
Molecular function (GO): RNA polymerase II cis-regulatory region sequence-specific DNA binding; DNA-binding transcription factor activity, RNA polymerase II-specific
Source: RefSeq, a predicted model, not a curated record